CCCUAAAAAACUGACGGACACGUGACACCCGAUUACCGACGCAGCUGAUGACGAUGACUUCCAGAUCGACUUCAAGGCGUUGAGCGGCCGUCCCUUCAUUCCUCGGUCGUUUACGGGACGAGCACCUGCCUCUCCUUCUCUUCCUCGGUUUCAUCUUCCUUUUAUCUGCGGAGUUCGUCGGUGAUGGAGAGCGAAGUCCCUGGAGGUCCUUCUGAGAUCCAGCGGCCGGCCCUGGAGGAGAUUCCAUGCGGAGAUGACUCGAAGGAAGAAGCCGGACUUUCGAAGAGAGAAAUGGAGGAAAACGGAGACGAAUUCCCGCGCGAUGACGUCACGGAAUCCGAUCCGGGAGAUGGACUGCACGAACGCCGGCCAUCCCUCCAUGACGUCACGAAACCCGGGCUGACGGAGGACACACCUGAACGCCCUCUGUCUCUCGCGAGCAUGAUGGUGCCAAUACUCGCUGGCAUCGUCGCCGUAACCCUCCUGGUGGCCUUCUCUCAGCAGUUGACUUACGUCUUCGUCGCCAUCGUCAGCGCCAUCUUCGUACUUAUUUAUUCUCUCCUGGCCACGGCGUUUUUCCUCUUUCUUUACGCGGUCUGGAUUUUCUUCAUCUUGUUGCGGUUCAUGGUUUCUCUCUCCCUCUUCUUGGUCAUCAUGGCGCCUGCGAUUCUCAUCCUGGCCCCGAUGUUUUUCAGAGAUUCGUCCGCCAAAUCUGAAAAUUAGCUCUCUGACCUAGAUUGGUUAUUUUACUCAUUUUAUUAUAUUCACAUUCCUCUUACAAAAAAUGGAAAAUUAAUUACCGAUUCUGUAUAAUACGAAAAUUCAAAAAUGUGGAGGGAAAUGGCCAGAGAAAAAAAAAAUGUAAAUAGCUUCUGUUUAUAGUACCUCAGUGACGCAUUUUUCACAAUUUCAAAUUCACUCUCAUAGUUGCUUAAAGUUUACACAAGUAUCUCUUCCAUGCCACAUCAAUAUUACUUUCAAAUCUGUAUAAUUACUGUAAAUAGUUUAAGAUUAUAUUCCGCUUAAAAGAGUAUCUUAUCUACAGCAAUAUUAUAUUUUCGUACAUUUAACUAACUACAUAUCCCUGCAUAUUAUUGGAAAAGAGACUGUACCUCUUUACAAUACUGUACAGAUAUUAUCCCAAAAACAAUAAAAAUAAUUUUAAAAAAUCGACUGUAUUUCAUUAAGGUAGAUGAGAAAGUACUCGAAAGAGAAAGAGAGAAAGACAAAAGGAAAAAAUAUAUAUAUAAAACAGGAUAAGACAAAAGAUAAAUAAAAAAAAAAGAAAUGAGAAAACGAAAAGUCGAAGAAUAAAAUAAAAAAGAAAGAAACAUAACUAGGUAGAAGACGAAAAACAAAUGAAAUGAAACAUAAAAAGAAGACGAAAUAUAAAAAAAGGAAAAAGAAAUGGUGUUUAUAAACCUUUGUAAAAUAACACAGGAUCUACGGACGGGAGGAACCGAGAGGAACAGAGUCUCAAAGUUAAAAUAAUAUUACAGGAAAAAUGUAUGACAUCCGACAUGAGGAUAAGUCGGGGGGGUGGCCCAAAAUCCUCGCUAAAGAGAGGGAGAGGAAGAGGAACAACUUAGAUAGCAUGACCGGCGUCACCUUCUGCGGCUGCGGGUUCCUGGGCGUGUACCUCGUCGGCGCCGCCACGUAUAUCCAGGAGCACCACCCGAAGCUUCUCUCGCGCAAGCUCGGCGGGUCGUCGGUGGGCUCGAUUGUCGCUGCUAGCAUUGCGUGCGGAGUGAAUUUGCAGUUCGUCCGUCGCAUCCUGCUGGAGGAGGCGAAGGUGGUGAGGAAGACGUUCAUGGGCGCCCUUAACCCCUUCUACAGGCUGGAGGAACCGUUGAUGAAGUCCUUGCUCGAGAUCCUGCCGGAGGACGCUCACCGAAGGGCGUCGGGGAGGGUCUUUCUGUCCCUAACGAAAGCGUCGUCCUUGACCAAUGAGGUAGUGAGCCAAUUUUCUACAAGGGAUGAGCUGAUUCGGGCCAUCCUCUGCUGUUGCUUCCUGCCUUGUCUUUCUGGCUACAGUGCUCCUAUCUUCAAUGGUCGCAGGUACAUCGACGGAGGAAUGAGCAACAACAUGCCCCUCAAAGGCCCGACGAUCGUGAGCAUCAACGCCUUCUCGGGAGAGUUCGAAAUCUGCCCCCGAGACGAAACCGGCGACCUCCGACCCUUGAACCGAGCCUUGAACCAGUGUCUCGCGAUGAGCAACGAGAACCUCUACCGACUCAAGUGUGGCCUCCUCCCCCCAGAACCCGAGGAACUGGACCGCCACUAUCACUACGGCUACUACCACGCCAAGAGCUUCUUUUGCCCUGGUGGUUCGAAGGUUCCGAGACCCAUGGAGCGUCGGAUCGGAGAAAGGAGUGAGGAAGGGGAUAAUCAAAGGAAGAGAUAGAGGGUUCGAUUGUUUACAGAUGGAAGUGGAUGAUGUGAUCUUCGUAAUUCGAGAGAAAGGUGGAAGACAUAAUCCGAAAGAGAGCGUGAAAAUAAUAAUACGAUAGAGGUGGAAGACUUUAUACAUAAUAUGAGACAGAAAAUGAAAAGAAAAAAAACUGACUGAUAAUAAAAAAUAUAUAUAAUCUAAGAGAAAACAAAGAAAAUAACAUAAUCUGGAAGACUUUAUACAUAAUCUGAGACAGAAAAUGAAAAGAAAAAAAACUGACAGAUAUAAAAAAUAUAUAUAUAAUCUAAGAGAAAGCAAAGAAAAUAACUUAAUCUAAGAGAAAGCAAAGAAAAUAACAUAAUCUAAGAGAGACCUGGAUGACAUAAUACAUAAUGUGAGAGAGAGAAUUAAAAAUAAUAAUAAUAAUCUAAGAGAGACAUGGAAAACGUUAUUCCUAAACUGAAAUUAAAAAGGAUAAUUGAAAACAGAUGCAAAACAUGAUUCAUAAUGUGGGAGAGAUGUGCAUAAUCUCAGAGGGAGAGAUGGAAAUCAUAAUCAUAAUCUUGAGAUAGAGAGAGAAAUUUAUUCUUCACAAAUGGAGAAAGGAAAACUGUUCUUGUUAUUCACUUUUUGAAAAAGAUAUUUGUGUGAAUUGUUAUUUUUUACGUUCAGUUUCGUUAAAAGGACUAGGGCAUUUUUUCAAUGCAAUCUGACGGUAUAUAUAUAUAUAUUUUUUUUUAUCAUUAGGAUUUUUUUUUUUUUUUUU
This is a messenger RNA of Penaeus indicus, 3158 nucleotides long. RefSeq names its product patatin-like phospholipase domain-containing protein 2. Gene Ontology annotation, cellular component: lipid droplet; cytoplasm; membrane. NCBI's taxonomy places the organism in Eukaryota, Metazoa, Arthropoda, Malacostraca, Decapoda, Penaeidae. The record is from RefSeq and is a predicted model, not a curated record. The coding region runs from base 1505 to 2404 and encodes 299 amino acids. Gene Ontology annotation, molecular function: triacylglycerol lipase activity. Gene Ontology annotation, biological process: triglyceride catabolic process; lipid homeostasis. The transcript has 6 exons.